Metopolophium dirhodum (rose-grain aphid) is the source of this 1050-nucleotide messenger RNA. RefSeq lists its product as uncharacterized. Gene Ontology annotation, cellular component: membrane. The transcript has 3 exons. NCBI's taxonomy places the organism in Eukaryota, Metazoa, Arthropoda, Insecta, Hemiptera, Aphididae. The coding region runs from base 91 to 444 and encodes 117 amino acids. The record is from RefSeq and is a predicted model, not a curated record.
CUGACCGCUAAAAUUCAGCUGUCAGUUGUUGUUGCGCGUCGGACACACUCUGUAGACGGUGAUUCAGCCAUCAGAUCCAGUCCACGAUAAAUGGCGCAAAUGAAGAACGCAUCAGAUUCAGGUUCAGAUUCAGAUUUACGUUCAGAAAGAAGAUCAGAGGUUUGCAAUGAUGAUGACAAAUUAUAUGGCAUAUGUGAAAGCUCCUCUAACAUCGAUAUUGUCGACGCGGACGUGACGGCGGGGGAAACUAUCGUGGAAACGCGUCCUCUCAACAACAACACUCGUUUCAGGUGGAUUAAAUGGAUCGCCGGCACGUUCUACUUGAUCGUCUUUAUCCUGUUGUUGGCUGACUGGCUGAGACCACAGUGCUGUAACAUGCAGAACAACUACAAGUGGUCGUUCGAGAUCGGUCUCCGGUACAUUAACGGACCGCCGCCGACAUGAUUCUAGUGACGCGGAAAUUGUAACUACGUCCCUAUCCCCAGCCCAAUUUUUUUUUUUUUAUUUCUGUGUCUUAUAUUACUAAACAUAGAUAUUUGUUAGGUAGGUACCUAUCUCAUUGUCACCGUCAAAUACGGGGAUGACGUUUCAAUGAUAUCUCGUUUGAGGGCCUACCAUAAUAUCAUGUCCACUCAUCAAAAUCAACGACAAAUAUAAUUUAAUUACUUACCUAUGUUUUAUAAUAUAUACGAGUACCUAUAUAUCAAAAAAAAAACAUUUUUUUUUCUUUUUUUUAAAUUAUUAUUUUUAUGUACAUUUUUACUGAUGUAUUAUUAGAUACUAUUUUUAUCGGACAUCGUUUAGAACAAAUAACUAUUUGCAAUUAAUGAAAACCUUAUAAACACUAAAUUACCAUCAUCAUAACACAUGCUUGUAUUGUAGCGUUAUUGUGUGGCUAUUAAUCACACGAGGUCGACUUUUUAUUCGAUCGUUUCGAUUCCUUUUUUAUGGUUGAUUUCCGUUUCUUUUUAAUGUAUAUCUGUUCUACUUUAGUGCGGUUGCUCUUAUUUUAUAUUGAUGUUUUUUUAAGUUAAAAAAUUAUUGUUAAAA